Rhagoletis zephyria (snowberry fruit fly) is the source of this 1248-nucleotide messenger RNA. The record is from RefSeq and is a predicted model, not a curated record. NCBI's taxonomy places the organism in Eukaryota, Metazoa, Arthropoda, Insecta, Diptera, Tephritidae.
AUGGAAGAGAUUGGAAUUAUCGUUCCCGAAAAGCUGGAAAGCGAUCACUCUCCUGAAAACAAAAAGGAGCCCACUUUUGAAACGCAACAGAACGAAGAAAUUGAUGAUCUGUACAUCAAGUACAAGAAACUUCAAAAGCAACUUGAAUUCUUGCAGGUUCAGGAAGAGUACAUCAAGGAUGAGCAGAAGAACCUGAAGAAGGAGUACCUGCAUGCUCAGGAAGAGGUGAAGCGAAUUCAGAGUGUGCCUCUCGUGAUAGGUCAGUUUUUGGAAGCCGUUGACGCCAAUACCGGCAUCGUGGGCUCCACCACCGGUUCCAACUACUACGUUCGCAUUCUGAGCACCAUUGAUCGUGAACUACUGAAACCUAGCUCAUCGGUUGCUCUCCACAAGCACAGCAAUGCGCUGGUUGACGUUUUGCCACCUGAAGCGGACAGCAGCAUUGCCAUGUUGCGACCUGAUGAGAAGCCAGAUGUCGGAUACUCUGACAUUGGCGGUUUGGACAUUCAGAAGCAGGAGAUUCGUGAAGCCGUCGAGCUGCCACUUACCCACUUUGAACUUUACAAGCAAAUUGGCAUUGACCCCCCGCGAGGUGUGCUCAUGUACGGUCCGCCCGGAUGCGGCAAAACUAUGCUUGCCAAGGCGGUCGCCCAUCACACAACCGCUUCCUUCAUUCGUGUCGUCGGUUCCGAGUUUGUGCAGAAGUACCUUGGUGAAGGGCCUCGCAUGGUUCGAGAUGUGUUUCGCCUUGCCCGAGAGAACGCCCCUGCCAUCAUCUUCAUUGACGAGAUUGACGCCAUUGCCACGAAGCGUUUCGAUGCUCAAACCGGCGCUGACCGCGAAGUGCAGCGUAUCCUCCUGGAGCUGCUCAACCAAAUGGACGGCUUCGAUCAAACCACCAAUGUGAAAGUGGUCAUGGCCACCAAUCGAGCUGACACUCUUGACCCUGCUCUCCUUCGUCCGGGUCGCCUCGACCGCAAAAUUGAAUUUCCCCUGCCCGAUCGACGGCAGAAGCGUCUUGUCUUCUCGACGAUCACCUCAAAGAUGAACCUCAGUGACGAAGUUGAUCUGGAAGACUACGUUGCUCGCCCUGACAAAAUCUCCGGCGCCGACAUUAAUGCAAUCUGCCAGGAGGCUGGCAUGCACGCCGUUCGUGAGAAUCGCUAUGUAGUUCUGCCGAAGGACUUUGAGAAGGGCUACAAGAACAACAUCAAGAAGGACGAGUCGGAGCACGAGUUCUACAAGUAA